GCCAAGAGUCUGGGAUUCCCGGGGUUUUACGCUGCGGUCAAAGGAUACCCAUCACUCGGUCCGUGCGUGCAGUGUGGUUCUUUAGGAGCUUUGUACCGCCCUCUCGAGGCUUAAUUUUUUCUCUUCAUCAGCGGCGUCUCCAUCCCUCCGGUUAGUUCCUCGCCCGAGAACGGGACGGAUUUUCGGCUUCUUUGUACACGAUGGACCAUGUGAGGAAGAAAAAGAAAAUGAAGGAGGACGUCGUCGUGGCUAGUGGUGACGAAGAUGACCGUGAUGUAGAGGAAGAAGACGAAGAAGCUUUGGUGGCUUUUAUCGAGCACAAGUACAAAGAAGUGGAGCAUCUCGCCCAGAGAGUAUCCUACUUCUCUAAACAACUAGAAGAGACUAAGAGCAGGUUAAAUGAGUAUCAAUCAAAGGUAGCCUGCCUCAGAAGAAACACUGAUGGUGGAGAAUUAAAAUCCACUGCAGAUCAUGGUAGUAUGAAAGCCAGUUUUACUGAUGGACCAACAACUGUUAUGUGCAUUGAUGAAAUUCAACCUCAAAUUCAAAAUCGAUCCAGAUCUCAACUUAUUUCUCCGGAGGCUAGGCAACCAACAAUAUUGCCAAAAGGAAGGGAAGAAAAUAAAGGCCUAAUUCCUGUUAUACGUAGUUUGUCAGCUCCUUGCAUGAUUCACGUUCGGCCAUGCACCCAAAUUUCCAGCCAACACAAGAGAAAAUUGAGAAGUCUUGCUUUAAAUCCUAUAAGAGAUGAAAUCGCAACAAGUGAUUUGGAUGGAAUUGUUAAAUUAUGGAAGCUCCAAUCAAAAGGAUCUUAUGUCUCCUUGCUAAGUUCAACUGACUGCUUAUCGUCAAUGUGGAAGUCACCUGACAACAUAACAUGGCAUCCCAAUGGUGAUAGCGUAUUUGCUGUGUACAGUGCAGAUGAUAAAGAUUCUCAAGUAUCUAUCCUGAAUUUUAACUCAUCUAAGGAAUCCAGGGUCACAUUUUUAGAGGAAAGACCUCAUCAUAAGGGUGUCAUCAAUCACAUAGAAUUCAUGCCUUGGAGUACUGUAUGUUUUGUAACGGGUGGAGAUGACCACUCUGUUAUUCUCUGGAAUGAGAAAAACCGAAGGAACAUUUGGAAGCCAGAGCUGUUGCACAGAAACAUCCAUUCUUCAGCUGUUAUGGGUUUUGCUGGGAUGUCUCAUAAGCAUAUGGUAGUAUCUUCUGGUGCCGACAAGCAAAUUAUUGGGUUUGAUGUAGAUGGAAGGAAAACUAAUUUCAAGCAUCAAAUGGACAGCGAGUGCAUGGGAGUGCUGCCCAAUCCCUUGGACUUCAACCUAUUGAUGGUGCAAACUAGGAGACGGGAGAAGCAACUAAGGUUGUUUGAUAUGAGAGUAAGACCGUCAGAGAUCCAUGCAUUUGGAUGGAAACAAGUAAGCACCGAUUCACAAUCAGCAUUAAUAGGCCAGGCAUGGUCUCCUGACGGGAUGUACAUCACGUCUGGUUCACCAGACCCCGUGAUACACAUAUUUGACAUACGGUACAACUCCUCAAACCCUGCUCAAUCUGUGAAGGCUCAUCAAAAACGGGUUCUCAAAGCUGUCUGGCACCAUCAUUUCCCAGUUCUGAUUUCCGUAUCCUCUGAUUUUCACAUUGGGUUACACAGAAUCCGUUAACUACAAUUUUGAACCUCUGCUUGUGCUUAAUCUCGUCCAUGGCUGAAACUAAGCUUCCCCUUUCUCAGAGGAUCUUCAGAAAUUGCUAUGCAAAAUGUUUUGGAGAGAAUUAUUAUAGGAUAACCAUUUGUUGUACUCUUAUUUUUGUCCUUAUUGAGCCUCAAUUAGAGGAUAUUUGUG
Molecule: messenger RNA, 1838 nt
Organism: Nymphaea colorata (pocket water lily)
Lineage: Eukaryota; Viridiplantae; Streptophyta; Magnoliopsida; Nymphaeales; Nymphaeaceae
Exons: 7
Coding region: 201-1658 (485 amino acids)
Molecular function (GO): protein binding
Source: RefSeq, a predicted model, not a curated record